CAAACCCCCGAUCUUCGGCAGCUUAAGGGCAACAAUCUCGCGAGUCAGGACACUCCCUGUGAUCCAUUCAUGUAGUGUACCUCUCGUACGAAGAUAACUGGAUUCUACCCUCCUCGUUCAUAUUAUACCUGCUCUUGAUAAUACCGAACAAUGCUGUCUCCGCAAAUUACCUCUACCUUCCACGUUCACAGUGGACAAAGCCACCUUAAGUGGUCAAAGGCCAUCGCCCCCGUAUUAACCGUCGACUCAAAUGAGGUUGUAACCUUCGAUACUAUCGAUGGAAGCAAUGGUCAAAUUACGCCAAGCUCGACCGUGGAAGAUGUCCUAAGCUUCAAGGCCGAACUGGCAGACCCCCUCUUCGGACCCGUGUAUGUACGCGGCGCUGAGCCAGGAGACACUCUCGAAAUUGAGGUUUUGGAGUUAAAAACUGCAGACUGGGGCUGGACAGCAAUUAUACCUGGUUUUGGACUCCUUACAGAUGAGUUCCCGGAGCCACAGUUGAAGAUCUGGAAACUUGAUCCCAACGAUUCCUCUGCGACAUUCAAGGAAGGCAUUCGCAUUCCUACUCAUCCCUUUCUUGGUGUUAUGGGGGUAGCUCCGGGCGAGGGAGAAUUUCCCACUAUUCCACCGCUCGACACAGGAGGCAACAUCGAUACCCGCCACAUUAUAGCUGGAACAAAGCUUUUUCUGCCCGUGAAGGCACCCGGUGCAUUAUUCAGUUGCGGUGAUGGCCAUGCAGCUCAGGGCGACGGAGAAGUUUGUGGAACUGCUAUUGAGACUCCCAUGCAGGUGAAGUUACGACUCACAGUUAGGAAGGACAUGAAAUGGGUCAGCUCUCCCAAUUAUUCUUCUCCUUCGUCAGCCCUCACAUUGGCUGAAGACCGAGGAUAUUAUGCUGUUCUUGGCAUUGAUUCAGAUCUACUGGAAGCUGCUCGCAAGGCAGUUCGCGGUAUUAUCGAAUACAUGAUGCAAACAAAGAGUCUGAGCCGUGUGGAAGCAUAUAUGCUUGCUAGCGUUUCCAUCAGCCUCAGGGUUUCAGAAGUAGUGAACGUGCCUAACUACGCUAUUUCAGCUAGCAUACCACUAAAUAUCUUUACGCAAGCUUCUUAAUAAGUCCUAUUCAUCUCACCGCUAGGCAUAUGGGAGCUUGACAUAGGCUUAACGUGGAGAAGGACCGACGAUAUUCGGCAAUUACUAGCAGUUAUUAUUUUUUUUAUUUUUUUUUAAAAAAAGAAUUGAUGGUAUAUACAAAGAGAUUAAAAAUAACGAAACUAAGACAAAAGGCGCACACUUCAGACCUAAGCAAGAGAAACGCAUUUCAAGAGCAAAUACAGACAUGUGAGAUAUUAUAUGUUUCCAUAGUUUAC
This is a messenger RNA of Trichoderma harzianum CBS 226.95, 1367 nucleotides long. RefSeq lists its product as hypothetical. Gene Ontology annotation, molecular function: hydrolase activity, acting on carbon-nitrogen (but not peptide) bonds, in linear amides. The transcript is spliced from 2 exons. Lineage: Eukaryota; Fungi; Ascomycota; Sordariomycetes; Hypocreales; Hypocreaceae. The record is from RefSeq and is a predicted model, not a curated record. The coding region runs from base 151 to 1110 and encodes 319 amino acids.